UUGGCGAACCUUUUGUCUUGAAUUGAAUAAUCAAAAAUUACUUAAGGAUGAAGCCAUAGUUAGUCAGCUUGGUAUACAACAAGGAUCUAUUCUCAAAUUUGCAAGAUUGCCUUAUGAUCGAAAUAAGCAUCAAAAAGCCUGGCGUUGGUCUCGUUGAAUGGAUGAUUUAUUAUUUUACCUAGGAUUAUUUCUGGUGAUGAUGGUAAUGAUCGAGAAAUGGAAGUAUUUGUCAUAUAUUUUCGAAACUCACUUUGGAUUUGUCACCCUAGAGUCUUCUUCGGCGGAAUUCAAAAUCGGUUCCUUUUCCAGUGUUUGCUGGCAUUUUCUAUAAGUUUUAUCUCUCUCUCUCUCUCUUACAACAAUAUGUAUGCUAUGUAUGCUUCUCCUGUUUUCGUGCAACCCCCUUCAUUGGAUGAUUACCUGGAAUUCCGAUUUUGGAAAGAAGAACAAGCGCGUUUGGAAAGAAAACGUCAAUAUCAAGCUUAUCGCCAAAAAUGUAUGGAACGACAACGUCAACGUCAACGUAUGGCUGCUGCUUUGGCUGCUCUGGAACAUCAACAAGAAGAAGAACGUCGAAGAAAGCAACACCAACAAGCUUUGAAUCAUCGCAGAUGGAUGGCCUAUAUGGAUCAUAUUCGUCAACAACAAGAACAAAAAAGAGAACAAGAACUUAUUCGUCAACAUUUGAUGGAACGUCAACUAGCUGAACAACAACAAUUAGCAAAACAACGACUUGUUCAACAACUUUAUAUGCAACAAGAUGAUGAUGAUGAUGAUAAUCUGGAUUGGAAUGAACUGGUGAAAGGUUUGGUGUCUAAGCUACUAAAUGAUGAUCAAGUGGACAAGCAAAAAGAAGAAUCCAUGACAGAUGAAAAGGAUCAAGUUGCCACUGAUGAUGACAUGGAAGAAAAACAAGUUGAAGACAUUAAAGAUGCUGAAGAUUCUAAUGACUCUGAUACUGAUGAAUAUUUAAUGGUUUUACUUGAUGACAAUAAUGAUAAUAAUGGUGACAACAACAAGGAUACUGAUAAUGUAAACAAACCUGACAAGGAAAUGGAUAAUGUGGACAAGUCUGACAAGGAAAUGGAUGAUACUGCGGUGGUAGAUGACGACAAGCUGAAAUUGAAAUUGGAAGCAUUGGAAAAUAUCAAGCAACAAUUGGAAGAUAUUCACAAAUCACAUCAAAAGGUAUUGGCUUCUUCACUUUACUUUACUGACGACGAUAAUAGUGAUACAUCCAAUGGAGUUAUGAUUCAAGUACCAACUAUCUCCAAAAAUCAUGACUUUUUAUUCUAUGAAGACAGCAUCAUGCGCAUCUUACUUCAAUUGGACGACAUUUCAUCUGAUGGCAACGAUAUUAUUCGACAACAACGUAAAUCUUUGGUGAAACAAGCUGGAAUGAUUUUAGAUCAACUGGAUCAAUAUAAGCAAGCGGAAUGGGAACGACAUUCAUCUGCCUCAGUAUCAUCUGAAGAUGAAAAUGAAGAUAAUUCUGGAUCAAACAAAUCAACAGGCCAACAACAACAAGAAGAUGAUGAUGAUGAUGAUUCUCUGAUAAAGGUCAAUCUCGAACAAGAACAAGAUGUGGAAAAGGAUGAUUUAGAGGAAAAGGAACUGGAUGAUGAUAACUCACUAGCAAAUGUCGACGACAAGGAUGUCUCGGGUGACGCCUAUUAUUUGAUGAAAGAUAUCGAUGAUGAUGGGUUUCUUAUUCUCAACUUGUGAUUUUAAUUAGUUUUUUAGUUUUGUGUAUAUAUAUAUAUAUAUAUAUAUAUAUAUGAUAGAUUAGACAGAAAAAGUAAAAAAUAAAGUUUGUUUCAUUUUUUUUUUAUUAUUAUUAUUAUGUUUUU
Molecule: messenger RNA, 1850 nt
Organism: Halteromyces radiatus
Lineage: Eukaryota; Fungi; Mucoromycota; Mucoromycetes; Mucorales; Cunninghamellaceae
Exons: 2
Coding region: 217-1725 (502 amino acids)
Molecular function (GO): protein-folding chaperone binding
Source: RefSeq, a predicted model, not a curated record